AUGCCUAAAGACAAAAGGUUGAACUCCUUGUCUCUCGACCGGGCCAUGGCCUCUCCCUACUCACGCGGUUCCAACUCUGCAGACCCCAAAAUCGACAUCUUGGACGAGGAGAAACAGUGGGAUGACACUCUUUGCCCCAUCUGCAUGGAUCACCCCCACAAUGCCGUGCUCCUCCUCUGCUCCUCCCGCCAAACCGGCUGCCGUGCCUUCGUCUGCGACACAAGCUACCGCCACUCCAACUGCCUCGACCAGCUCCUCCGCUCCAAUGGAACCCGCCCCCUCGCCUGCCCCCUCUGCCGGGGAUCCGUUUCCGGGUGGGAAGUCGUUGGCCCCGCCCGCGACCUCAUGAACUCGAAGACAAGAAGCUGCUCCCUGGAGACGUGCGAGUUCAGCGGGACCUACGCCGACCUGAGGAAGCACGCGCGGGCCGACCACCCAUCGGGCCGCCCUUUCGAGGCAAGCCCGUCCCGGCAGGCAGGCUGGACCGAGCUGGAACGGAGGCUGGACAUGGAGGAUGCUCUCGCGUACCAAUCGCAUAUGGACUUUGAGGAGCCUGAGCUCUGGGAUGAGUGGGGCACGGACGGGCUGUUUGACCUCCCAGGGGGAAUAUCAGACAUCGAGGAUGGGCUGUUGGAGGAGAUUUUUGGGGGAGGGCUCUCCUUCUCGUACACGAGCUCCUCGUACACGAGCUUCUCGUACACGGAUGAGGAGGAUGUGGAUUCUGAUAGCUCGGUCUCAAGGCUGGACAGUGAGGAAAAUGGUAUGUCGAGGUCAAGGUCCCACAGGGAAGCCGAUGUGCGCUCAAGAUCGGGUUAUCAUAGGGGUAGUAGUUCGAGCGCGAGAAGGGAAAGCUACAGUAGGCAAAAUGAAACUUGA
This is a messenger RNA of Striga hermonthica, 876 nucleotides long. The record is from the annotation of a GenBank genome assembly. Lineage: Eukaryota; Viridiplantae; Streptophyta; Magnoliopsida; Lamiales; Orobanchaceae.